AUGGCGACGGUCCAGGCUGCCAAUGAGCUGAAGCAGCAGGGGGCCAUCGAAGCAUCCCAGGAUCCCAACAGCAGCGUUACCGCCGCUGAUGCGGAGCGCAAGAUCGUUGAAGCUAGCCGGGAAGCAGGCGUGACAGCCUUCACGUUCAACCCCGAUGCUAGCCCCGAAGAAAAACGAGCACAGGCGAGAGCUGCUGUCCCCGAAGGAUUCCACCGCCGACCCAAAGGCGUUGCAAUUGUGACCGACAUCGACGACGGUACGAAGGCAGAUGUUGACCUGCCUUCUCCCUCCAAGGCCGGCGUUAUCGAGACUGCGAAGGGCGCUGAUGGAAAGGCUCUUGUAAACGGACAACUUGAAGAGGAGGAUGACUGGAGCAAGACAGGCUGGGCCCCGCAGUUCGGCUGGCCCACGGAGCUCGCAGACGAAGGCGACGACUUGCUGGACCAUUCAACCUGGGUCGAGUCCCAGUUGUCUGAGAAGUUCUUUGGUGAUUGGUAUCACAACACAGCCGUCAUUGUGUUUGCGUGUCUCUCCUCUUGGCUGGUGGCGGUACUUGGCGGCGGCCUUGCCUGGGUGUUUAUCGUCAUGGCUAUCUGCUCAACUUACUACCGCACCUCGCUCCGUCGAGUUCGCCGCAACUUUCGCGACGACAUAACGCGCGAGAUGGCACUCAAGAAACUGGAGACAGACAACGAGUCUGUUGAGUGGAUCAACUCGUUCUUGGUCAAGUUUUGGCCUAUCUACCAACCUGUCCUCGCCCAAACAGUCAUCAACUCGGUUGACCAGGUCUUGAGUGGCGCCACCCCGGCCUUCCUAGAUAGUCUCAAGCUGAAGACUUUCACUCUAGGCUCGAAACCCCCCAGGAUGGAACACGUGAAGACUUACCCCAAGGCUGAGGACGACGUUGUCAUCAUGGAUUGGAUGUUCAGCUUCAGUCCCAACGAUACUGCAGACAUGACGUCUCGCCAACUCAAGAACAAGAUAAACCCCAAGGUUAUCCUUGAAAUCAGGGUUGGUAAAGCGAUGGUGAGCAAAGGUCUGGAUGUGAUUGUCGAAGACAUGGCUUUCACCGGCUUGAUGCGCCUUAAAAUCAAGCUACAACUUCAAUUUCCCCACGUCGAAAAGAUCGAAAUGUCGUUUUUGGAACGGCCAACUAUCGACUACGUCUGCAAGCCGCUCGGCGGUGAGACGUUUGGUUUCGACAUCAAUUUCAUUCCAGGUCUUGAGUCAUUCAUCAUGGAACAAAUUCACGGCACCCUAGCUCCGAUGAUGUACGCUCCGAACGUCUUCCCUAUCGAAGUUGCCAAGAUGCUGGCCGGCACCCCCGUUGACCAGGCUAUUGGUGUCAUUGCUAUCACACUACACGGCGCCCAAGGCCUCAAGAAUACCGACAAGUUCGCCGGCACGCCCGACCCGUAUGCGGUUGUUUCCCUCAAUGGGAGGCAACCUCUUGCGCAAACCAAGGUCGUCAAGGAAAACGCCAACCCUCGCUGGAACGAAACACAUUACGUCAUUAUCACAUCCUUCAACGACUCCUUGGAUGUCGACAUCUUCGAUUACAACGAUAUUCGCAAAGACAAAAAGCUUGGCACUGCCUCCUUUCUGCUGGAAAAUGUUGAGGAGGUUUAUGAGCACGAAAAUGAAAGGCUUGAGCUGAAGCACGAUGGCAAGGCCAGAGGCGUCGUUCUUUCCGAUAUCCGUUUCUUCCCUGUCUUGGAACCAAGGAAGCUCGAGGAUGGAAGUGUCGAGCUGGCGCCUGAGUCUAACCAGGGUAUCUUGCGGUUCACCGUUGAGCAAGCCAAGGAACUGGAUGGCUCCAAGAGCAUGGUUGGCCUGCUUAACCCCUACGCAAUGCUUCUACUGAACGGUAAAGAGGUGCACACAAGCAAGAAGCUGAAGAGAACCAAUAACCCAAUUUGGGACAACGGCUCUAAGGAGAUUUUGAUCACGGACAAGAGAAAUGCCAAGCUGGGUGUCGCCAUCAAGGACGACCGUGAUUUGGCCGGCGACCAGACCAUCGGAACGUACCAAAUCAAACUAGAGGACAUGCUUGAGCUGAUGGCUAAAGGACAAGAUUGGUACAACCUUGCAGCGGCCAAGACUGGCCGUGUGAAGAUGAUGGCUCAGUGGCGCCCGGUGGCUAUCUCCGGCAUCGCGGCGGGCACUGGUGGUUAUAAAACGCCCAUUGGUGUUCUGCGAAUCCACUUCAAGAACGCAAGAGGCCUGCGGAAUGUGGAAGCACUGGGCAAGUCCGAUCCAUAUGUGAGGGUCGUCAGUGCCGGUGUCGAGCGAGGGCGGACUGUGACCUUCAAGAACAAUCUGGACCCCGACUGGGACGAGGUUCUCUACAUCCCGCUCCAGAGCGCCAAGGGCCGCAUGCAGCUGGAAGUUAUGGAUGCCGAAAACGUCGGCAAAGACCGCAGCCUGGGUCUCACCGAGAUCGAUAAGGCCGAUUAUGUGGCGCAGGACCAAACCGGCGAAUGGUUGGUACACGAGGAGAAGGUUGAGCACCGCGACGGGCUGCGUAUGCACGGCAAGGGCACAGCCAAGGGAGUUCUAACCUACACUGUCGCCUUCUACCCGACUCUCAACAUUGCCGAUCCGGAGGAGGAGGAAGAGAAGGAGAAGGAAAAGGAGGAAAGGGAAAAGAAGGAGCAGGAAAAGAAGGAGCAGGAAGGGGAAAAGGAAGCUGACAGCGACAAGGACAAGUCUUUGAGCCGACCAUCUGUUGAUGCCAAAUUGUCCGUGAGACAGUCACUAGACGUGAGGUCGAACGACGGCAAGGAGCCGGGUUCCCCUUUGACGCCAACGAGCCCAACUUCCGUCAUUUCGCCCCGGAAGUCGGGGGACAGCAAGGAAGCGCCCAAGAUUUACCUCACUCCUCAGGAGCUGCUUCAGCACGAGUCUGGCGUGGUCAUUUUCCGGCUUAUGGAGGCAGACCUCCCCAAAACCCAGAGCCGUAUCGAGGUUUUCGUGGAUGACAUGGCCUUUCCGUCCUAUGUCUCCUCCACGGCUAAGUCGCGACAUAACAAUUUUGAUGAAAUGGGCGAUUGCUUUAUUCGCGAGCUGGAGUUCUCCAAGUUAACCAUAGUGGUCUCGGAGAGGACCGACAAGCAGGAUGACGACCACAAGCAGCACACCCUGGCCCGUCUCUCCGGCAACACGCUAGACACCUUAAAGCAAUGCUUGAACAACCCCACGGUUCUCAAGCUGAAAGGCGAGGAUGGCGAGGCUUACUCAAUCAAAGUUAGCCUCAAGUAUGUUCCCGUCAGGAUGAUUCUUGAUCCAAGCGAGAGCAUUAACAACAUGGGCAACCUCCGUGUUGAUCUCAUCGAUGGUCAAAACCUCCCCGCUGCGGACUCUAACGGCAAGAGUGAUCCUUACGUCAAAUUUGAGCUCAAUGGCCAGGAAAUCUUCAAGUCCAAAGUUCAGAAGAAGACUUUGAACCCGGCCUGGAACGAAUUCUUCAAUGUUUCCGUUCCUUCCAGGACUGCUGCCAAAUUCAAGGCUGCCGUUUGGGAUUACGACUUUGCGGACAAGCCCGAUUUCCUCGGUGGUGCAGAGAUCGGUCUGGGUGCGCUCGAGCCUUUCAGGGCCCAGGAAAUCAAGUACAACCUCGACGGGAAGUCUGGCUCGAUCCGUCUGCGGCUGCUCUUCACGCCUGACUAUGUUACUCGAACGAGGCAAGGGACAUCAGCUCUGGCUGGCACUUUUGCCGUACCGGGCAAGAUUGUCACCGGAGUCGCCGGCGCUCCCAUCAAAGGCGGCGUUGCCGUGGCUGGAGCGGUGGGGCAUGGUGUCGGCAAAGGGGCCACAUUCCUCUUGCGCGGGUUCCGCAAGAAGGACGAUGAGAGUAGCAGCGAUGCCGACAGGAGCUCUGUCGAGGUUCCUCAGAUUACCACCGAAGGGCCCGCGGAAGUUCCAAAUGGCAGCUCCUCGUCGCUCCAUCACAGCCGCACGAAGAGUGUUGGCGCUUCGUCGGUCCACAGCGCCAUCAGCCCGGGCGCCUCGUCGGGCACAGCCUCCUUCACCGUCAUUUCGGCUUCCGGCUUCCCGGCUUCCACCGACGUUUAUAUUACGGUCACACAGCUACGCGAAGGCAAGUCCAAGCAGGUGGGCAAAACCAAGCACCACAAAUCCUCAAGCGGCACAGUCAAAUUCGACGAGACCUUCCGCAUCCAGUGUACCCCCGACUCCCAAUUCAAGAUCGAAGCAAAGGAGCACCACACCUUUGGCAGCGACCACCCGCUUGGCGAGAUGCUCUACUUUGUGGACGAGACGAACUCGGGCGCAGAAAAGACGCUGCCCGUUGGCAGCGGGACCGUCGUUGUCAAGAGCUCGUUUGUUCCCUCAACGGAUGACAGCAGCGACGGCAAACCUGUGCCAGACAGCCCCAAGUCAACCAAGUCGAGCGCUGGAGUCAGGCGGAGCUUCUUGAAUAAGCGGGAUCUGAAGGUGCCAGGUUCGUCUUCUUAG
Molecule: messenger RNA, 4476 nt
Organism: Dichotomopilus funicola
Lineage: Eukaryota; Fungi; Ascomycota; Sordariomycetes; Sordariales; Chaetomiaceae
Product: C2 domain-containing protein
Exons: 4
Coding region: 1-4476 (1491 amino acids)
Molecular function (GO): lipid binding
Source: RefSeq, a predicted model, not a curated record